Molecule: messenger RNA, 2843 nt
Organism: Haliotis rubra (blacklip abalone)
Lineage: Eukaryota; Metazoa; Mollusca; Gastropoda; Lepetellida; Haliotidae
Product: probable ATP-dependent RNA helicase DDX10
Exons: 19
Coding region: 40-2757 (905 amino acids)
Biological process (GO): rRNA processing
Cellular component (GO): nucleus
Molecular function (GO): RNA helicase activity; ATP binding; nucleic acid binding
Source: RefSeq, a predicted model, not a curated record
GACAUUACUCCAAUUUCUUUCUUUUGAUGGGACUGCAGAAUGAAUCCGAAAUACCAGACAGCAUUUAAACAAAAUCGACGGAAAGUCGAUGAAUCGAAAGGUCACAAAAGGAAAUUCAAGAAGCAGCAUUACACGCGAAAGCCAAAAGUAGCGGAUGUCACCGACAGUGAGAUCGCCGAGUUGAAAACUCGGUAUCAGUUUAUUGUUCCUGCAAAUAUUGAGACCUUUGCUGAUCUGCCGUUGUGUGAAAGGACACAGAAAGGUUUGAUGUCUGCCAAGUAUACGUCCCCCACAGAAAUUCAGCGAGAAUCGAUUGGUCUCGCUCUCCAAGGACAGGACAUCUUGGGAGCUGCCCAGACAGGAUCAGGGAAAACCUUGGCAUUUCUCCUACCUGUGUUGGAGUGUCUUUAUAGACAGAAAUGGAGUUCCAUGGAUGGUAUGGGAGCCUUGAUUAUCUCCCUUACACGGGAACUGGCGUACCAGACGUUCGAGGUGCUCCGGAAGAUUGGCAAGUUUCAUGACUUUUCAGCUGGUCUCGUUAUUGGUGGAAAGCAUCUAAAGGAUGAGUCUGAGCGUAUGAACCACACCAAUAUCGUGAUCUGCACGCCGGGCCGACUCCUGCAGCACAUGGACGAGACUGUCAACUUUACAGCAGAUGCUCUACAGGUUCUAGUGCUCGAUGAAGCAGAUCGUAUUCUUGACAUGGGUUUUGCUCAGACUAUGAAUGCCAUCAUAGAGAAUCUACCAGCAGAAAGACAGACGCUCCUCUUCUCUGCUACCCAGACCAAGUCGGUGAAAGACCUUGCACGACUAAGUUUGUCCAACCCGAUGUACGUCUCUGUCCAUGAACACUCCCAACACAGCACUCCAGCAAAACUGACACAGAGCUACAUUGUCUGUGAGCUACAUGAGAAGAUUGGUAUGCUGUGGUCUUUUGUCAAGAAUCACCUCAAGUCCAAGGUCCUGGUGUUCUUGUCCUGCUGCAAGGAGGUGAAAUAUGUCUAUGAGGCCUUCAAAGCAUACGCGCCAGGUGUUACAGUGUUGUGUCUCCACGGCGCCAUGAACCAACUGAGGAGGGUGGAGGUGUAUAACUCCUUCUGCCGGAAACACAACGCUCUGCUGCUGGCCACAGAUGUCGCCGCCAGGGGACUGGAUUUCCCUGCUGUGAACUGGGUGCUGCAGCUGGACUGUCCAGAGGAUGCCAACACCUACAUCCACCGAGCUGGGCGGACAGCCAGGUAUGAGAGGGAUGGUGAGGCGCUGCUAGUGUUGCUGCCGUCAGAAGAGGAUGCUAUGGUACAGCAGCUCCAGGACAAGAAGAUACCCAUCAACAAGAUCAAGGUGAAUGCCAAGAAGCUGAGCAGUGUGCAGCCCAAGCUGGAGUCCCUGUGUGCUGCUGAACCUGCCCUGAAGGAGAUUGCUCAGAGGGCAUUUGUGGCGUACUUGCGUGGGGUAUUCCUGAUGAGCAACAAGGCUGUGUUUGAUGUCAGGAAGUUGGACAUUGACAAAUUUGCCAGAUCACUGGGCUUGGCUGUUGUGCCACGGGUGAGAUUCUUGCAGCGGGAUGAGAAGCGGCGCCAGGACCGACUUCAAGACCAGCGACAGGAAAUGCAGGACACAAGCACCAAAGUGUUGGUGAGGGCAACACAUGCUGCCACUGACACAUCAGGAAGGAAGGGGAGUCCCGGGGACACAUCAUCCAGUGCUUCAUCAGAGGACGAGGGCGAUCUGCAGCAGAUAAUCCAAAGGAAGUUUAAUGAGUCAUCCUCCAGCUCACAAGGAAAUAAACAUGCUUUGAAAUCUUUGAUAAGUGAGAGGACUUCUGAUUCAUCUGAAAGUGAGGAUCCUGAAACAGGCAAAGAUGAAAGUGAUGACAGUGAUGUUGACUCGAAUUCUGAUGAUGAUUCAGUGGAAGGAAGUGAUGACAGUAGUGCCGAGUCAGAGACCAACAGGACCAACAUGAAUUCUCUAGUCAGGCCUCAGAACACCGAUCGUAGUGUUCCUUUCAUAUUUGACGUCCACGAUGAUGAGGACCUGUUUAAAGUGAAACGUACAAUACACUUGGAGGAAGACGAUAGUGAGGAUGAGAUGGAGAAGAGGAAGAAAGAAAGUAUUGUCAAGAAGAAGCCGACAACAAAAGCAACAACUGUGAAGAAACUGCUUAAGAAAAACAUCCAGCUUAAUACCAAGAUCAAGUUUGAUGACACAGGGGAGGAAGUUUCUGACAUCUACAAAAAGCCUCAGGUGAAAAAGACAUUUGAAGAUGAUGAUGACUUGGGGGGAAUAAACAUUGCUGCAGCUAGACAGAGGUUACAGGAAGAGGACAAGUUUGAUAAACAGUUACACCGUGAGAAGGUCAAACUGAUGCACAGAGAGGAAAGAUUCAAGAAGAAAGAUGAGAGACGAAAGAAGAAACAGGCGGCAGAGGAGCUCAGUGAUGCUGAUGCAGUCUUGGACACGGAAGCAGGUGAAUCUGCCAUUGACUUCAUCCCUGAUCCAGACAAGAUUUAUGGCCCUGGAGGCUUUGAUGAUGAUGGUGAUGAUGAUGAUGAUGAUGAUGAUGAUGACAGACCGAGCCCGGCAAAGAGGAUGAGACCAGCAUCUCCGGAUGAGGAAGAGGAGAGUGACAAGGAAGAGGAGAGUGAUGACGAGCACUCGUCAGAUGAUGAUGACCGACGAGACAGGAAGCUCGGUGUGGAUGAGGCACUUGAAGUAGAGGAGGAAAUGGCACUUCGCUUGUUGCAUGGUUGUAUUUGAUGGCUCGGAUGUCAUUCGUGACUCUUGUGAUGUGGGCAGCACUGUACAGAUGUGAAUACUGUGUAAAUAAAAUUAUCAUCAGAAAA